UCGUCGUCACUUGUCACUGAUACUCUAACAGCACCUUCACCCACAUCCGUGUCAUCCCACAGGCUGGCCGCAGCACUCUGCCCGGCUGGAUGAGCCAUCUCCGACACUUGCAGGACUAAUUGAAGAGAAGAGCAAAGUAAUUACGCCCAGUGUGCACCAAACUGAACAGGGACCGGAGAAAGUAAAUCUCGGAGAUCAGAACGACAAUUACAGACAAGCGUGUUAAAGCGUGACAGGUCCGUGUGUACAAAGAGGUCACCAUGACAGGCGAGGAGACCCGUCAGAGGAGGAAGGAGGGCCGUGCCAAAAAUGAGGAACGAUCCAAGCAGAGAGCAAAGAAAAAAGGCAAACAGAAUGAGAACAGAGCCGUGGUCAGGGAGGUUACGGAAGAGGUGGUCCCAGUCAUUCCGGAAAAGCGGCCACCGGAGAAGAAGCCCCCCAUGCCUAAGCCGGGAGAUGAGUCCUCUCUCUCCAUCGCCAUGCAGGUCUUGUUGCCGUACCUGCUGGCAGGGCUGGGCAUGGUGAUGGCUGGGAUGGUGCUAGAUGUGGUACAGCACUGGGAUGUCUUCAAAACCAUUACAGAGAUCUUUAUUCUGGUUCCAGCUCUGUUGGGUCUCAAAGGCAACUUGGAGAUGACUUUGGCUUCUCGCCUCUCUACCGCAGCGAACACAGGUCAGAUGGAUGACCCCAGCGAGAGGUGGAAGAUGGCAAUCAGUAAUUUGGCGUUAAUUCAGGUUCAGGCCACGGUGGUCGGACUGUUGGCUGCCGUAGCUGCCGUCAUCUUAGGCGCUCUGUCUAAAGGUUACGUGGAACUGGAUCAAGCGGCCGUCCUCUGCGCCAGCAGCGUCACCACAGCGUUCAUCGCUGCUCUAUCAUUGGGCCUGGUCAUGAUCGGGGUCAUCAUUGCGUCUAGGAAGCUGGGAAUAAACCCUGACAACGUAGCUACUCCCAUCGCUGCCAGCCUUGGAGAUCUGAUCACCCUGUCACUGCUCGCGGGCAUCAGCAGCACCUUAUACCAAUACAUAGACAUUCAGUACAUCUCCCCCCUAAUCUGUGUUGUGUUCAUCAUCUUGAUCCCACUGUGGGUGGCUGUGGCUCAGCAGUCUCCGUCCAUAGCCGAAGUCUUAAAGUCUGGGUGGCAGCCAGUCAUCGUGGCCAUGUCGAUUAGCAGUAUUGGCGGUCUGAUCUUGGACAAGACAGUAACGGACCCUAAGUUUGAGGGAAUAGCAGUAUUCACCCCGGUUAUCAACGGUGUUGCGGGGAACCUGGUUGCCAUCCAGGCAAGCCGGAUCUCCACGUUCCUGCACUUCUGGAGUAUGCCCGGCGUCCUGCCGUACAAAAUGAGGCAACACUGGCCCAACCCUUUCACCACUUUCUUCUUUUCCGGAGUCAACUCCAAAUCGGCCCGUGUGUUACUGGUGCUGGUGGUGCCGGGGCACCUGGUCUUCCUGUACACCAUCCACCUGUUACAGGGCGGUCACGCUUCACUCACUGCUCCCUUUAUCGCUUUCUACCUGGUUGCUGCCCUCUUACAGGUUAGCGUCUUGUUAUACAUUGCGGACCUCAUAGUGCGGUUCAUGUGGAGGAGAGGACUGGACCCGGAUAAUUUCUCCAUCCCGUACCUCACUGCGCUGGGCGACCUGCUGGGGACCGGAUUCCUCGCCAUCUGUUUCCGGCUGGUCUGGUUACUCGCAGGGACCGAAUCAGAGCUGGGAGAUUGAAUAGACUGAUCUCUUGUUUUUUGCUACUAAAUUUGCACUUCAAAAGGAGCAAUAUGAGAUUAUCUCCGGGUUUUCAGCUGUGUACACACUGAACAGACUUCUUUACAUAAUGUAAGUGGAUGCAGGAAUAUUUAUCAGCGGCCACGGGUUUCUCAGCAAAAAACACAGCAGCGGAUUUAUAAGGAAAACGUUUUAUUUGUAUUUAAAUCUGAUGCUAUUUGUUUACAAUAAAACAAGUUGUACGGAA
This is a messenger RNA of Pseudophryne corroboree (corroboree frog), 1968 nucleotides long. RefSeq names its product solute carrier family 41 member 3 (gene SLC41A3). The record is from RefSeq and is a predicted model, not a curated record. Gene Ontology annotation, molecular function: monoatomic cation transmembrane transporter activity. The transcript has 13 exons. Gene Ontology annotation, biological process: monoatomic cation transport. The coding region runs from base 261 to 1721 and encodes 486 amino acids. Lineage: Eukaryota; Metazoa; Chordata; Amphibia; Anura; Myobatrachidae. Gene Ontology annotation, cellular component: plasma membrane.